Molecule: messenger RNA, 2300 nt
Organism: Cladocopium goreaui
Lineage: Eukaryota; Dinophyceae; Suessiales; Symbiodiniaceae
Source: the annotation of a GenBank genome assembly
AGGCAUGGCAAAGGUGGAUGCUGAUGGCAAUGACACAAGCGCAGAAUCUGAAGCCAAAUUUCAGCCUAGCCUUCUGCAAAAGUUGCUGCGUUUACUCCUCAGCUUCGUGAGUGCCAGUCUGAAAUUCCUGAUCCUAGCAGGGAGUUGCCUUUGGGCUUAUCGAAUUCGACAGAUCUCCGUGCAGAAGUACGGUUACUUGAUCCACGAGUUCGACCCUUGGUUCAACACGCGGGCCACAAAAUAUCUGGCGAAACAUGGCUGGCAUGCCUUCUUCCACUGGUAUGAUUACAUGAGUUGGUAUCCACUUGGCCGUCCCAUUGGCACGACCAUUUACCCAGGGAUGCAGAUCUUAUCGGUGUGGAUUUGGCAAUUUCUGAAGCUCUUCCCCAAGAAGACUGUAGACAUGCCUGGCAGAGACCUGAUUCCGGCCAACUGGCUGCCGAUGCUGCCAGGGCAUGGGCAACUUUCUAUGGGGCCGAUGUCUGUGAACGACGUGUGCGUCAUGGUGCCUGCUUGGUUAGCCUCUGUGGCCACUUUUUCCAUCUUCCUUCUGACCUGGGAAGUGUCUGAAAGCUCUGGCGCUGCGGUGUGUGCGGCACUUGUGAUGUCCAUCAUUCCUGCGCACCUCAUGCGCUCCAUGACAGGUGAGUUCGACAAUGAAUGUGUCGCAAUGGCGGCUUUUUGCACCGCGUUUUGGCUUUGGUGUCGGAGCAUAAGACACUCCAGUAGCUGGCCUUGGGCAUUGCCUGCCGCUCUUGCUUACGCAAGUGCUGUCGCAACCUGGGGCGGUUACAUUUUUGUGAACAAUUUGAUUGCACUGCAUGCGGCUGUUCUGGUGGGCCUUGGAAAGUAUGGCACAGGCUUGUACCGUGCCUACAGCAUUUGGUAUGUUCUUGGAAGUGCAUGCGCGACACUGGUGCCAGUAGUGGGGUUGAUGCCCAUCCGUUCCAUUGAGCAGAUGCCAUCCAUGGCCGUUUUCAUGGGAUUCCAGGUGUUGGAACUCUGCGACCUUUGGCGAAAGAGACGUCCCAUGAGCGGCCUGCGUUUUUUCUUCUUUCGGGUCAGCGUUUUUGUGACCAUCGGUGUUGUGACCUGUGCUGUGUGUUGGGUGCUGCUUCAGUUCAACUACUUCUCACCGUGGUCCUCGCGGAUUCGGGGUCUCUUCCUGAAGCACCGUAAGACAGGAAAUCCGCUUGUAGACUCAGUGGCAGAGCAUCAAGCAGCCAAUGAACAAGCCUACGACAUGUACUUGAGCACCCCUAGAUAUUUCGCAUGUGCUGGGCUCUUUUUCUGCUGGCACCAGCGAACUCCUGCCAAAAUCUUCCCUGUGCUUUUUGCGGCAGUCGCUUACCACUUCUCAUUGAAGAUGAGUCGUCUCAUCAUCAUUUGUGGUCCGAUAGUGUCGAUCCUGGCAGGCUACCCUCUGGGCAUCGUAUUUGAUUGGUGCAUUGAGCAAUGCAAACGCUUGGUUUGUGGUCCACUGCCAUCGCUUCCUGAAGAAGAUUUACCAAAGCGUACUGGUGGUAUGGGAUCUAUAUAUCGCUUGCUGAACAAGAUUGUCAAGCCAGUCACCUACACUGACGAGCUGCGAAGUGUUGAGGAUGUCAUGGGCCACUUCGCAUUUCGGCUUCCAUUGCUAGACCGUAUCACCAGGCUCGCUCUGGCAUCACUAAUUCUGAGUACCGCAUGGCGAGAGAUGCAGGAUCCCUGGGAGAAGUUUGUUUCGCUCUGUUAUCAGCAUGCUGACUCCCUGGCCGGCCCUGGUCUUGCGUAUGAGGCACGCCUGCGAAAUGGUCAGACCAUCAUUGUGGAUGACUACUACCAAGGCUACAAAUGGAUCGAGAGGAACACACCUUCGGACUCGCGAGUUUUGGCUUGGUGGGAUUAUGGCUAUCAGAUCACUGGCAUUGCCAAGCGAACGUCGGUGGCUGAUGGCAACACAUGGAAUCACGAACAUAUUGCCACUAUUGGCCGCAUACUGUCUAAUCCGGUGAAGAAGGCCCACAACAUCAUGAAGCAUUUGGCAGACUACGUUCUCGUUUGGGCUGGCGAACGCGAGACCGACCUCCGCAUCUCGGCCCACUUCGCGCGCAUUGGGAACUCCGUCUUUCCGGACAUUUGUGGUCCUGCAGAUCCCACCUGCAGCAAAUAUGCAGCAUACCCUUCGCCUACUCCAAUGAUGCGAGCGUCCUUCGUAUAUAACGCGGUGAAGCACAAUCUCGUCGAUGGUGUGCGAUUGGAUCCAAAGCUCUUCAAAGAGGUGCACACCACAAAGCAUGGCCUGAUGCGGAUCUACCAGG